AUGGCCCUGAGUUUGCCUUUUUGGGGAGUCAAAUUCGCAGUUGCUGUCACUGCCCACGCCUCCCAAAUAACCGACUACGACAAGGUGAAGGACAAGUUUUACGAAAAUCCGCACACUCUCCGGUUGAAUGUACCGAAGGCAAACAAGCUGUUUGUCCUUGGUGAAUUCAACUCCCGCCAGGGGACAGAACAUACUGCCUGGGAGGAAAGUGCGGGUCCAGAUGGAGUCAGUGACUGCAACGAUAACAAGACCGUCUUCCUGCUAACCUGCACAGAACACCGUCUCCUAUUCCAUCUUCCCCUCCUCCUCCCUCUCAUUCUCCUCCUACCCCUCACCUGA
Spirometra erinaceieuropaei is the source of this 339-nucleotide messenger RNA. NCBI's taxonomy places the organism in Eukaryota, Metazoa, Platyhelminthes, Cestoda, Diphyllobothriidea, Diphyllobothriidae. The record is from the annotation of a GenBank genome assembly.